Messenger RNA from Cariama cristata (Red-legged seriema), 457 nucleotides. Its product is annotated as carbonic anhydrase 1-like. Gene Ontology annotation, molecular function: carbonate dehydratase activity; zinc ion binding. Lineage: Eukaryota; Metazoa; Chordata; Aves; Cariamiformes; Cariamidae. The record is from RefSeq and is a predicted model, not a curated record. The annotation marks the transcript as partial. The transcript has 4 exons.
CUUGGCUUAUGCAAUGAAAACCUGAAGGGUGUCUUGAAGGCCUUGGAUUCAAUAAAGACUAAGGGUAAGCAAGCUCCCUUUUCUGAUUUUGAUCCUUCAAGCCUACUGCCUAAAUCCAUGGAUUACUGGACCUACAAUGGCUCUCUGACUCAUCCUCCCCUCCAUGAAAGUGUCAUCUGGAUUAUCCUUAAAGAGCCAAUUACUAUCAGCUCAGAGCAGCUGGCUCAAUUCCGCACGAUCCUGUCUUCUGCUGAAGGGGAAGCACCUUGUCCCAUACUGAGCAAUCACCGGCAACCCCAACCGCUGAAAGGCAGAGUGGACACCCAUGAGCUUAAAUCCAUCCCGCCCAAGCAAGAGAAACCCGAGGACGGCCAAGGAGUGACCAAGCAUGUCGCACGCCCGGUGGCUCUUGGCGCGUGUCACUUGGCGGGGCGAUGGCUGCUGGAGCGACGCCUCA